AACGGUCAUUUCAAAAACAUUCGACCUAAUGCAGUCGACCUAAACGGGACCUCCGUCCGCAUAGUGUGCAUGUGGGUUUAACAUUAUUUUGACAGCUCCUGCCCGUGCGAAGCUUUCACCAACACACUCACGCAAUCCGCAUCUGCGGCUGAUUGUUUUCCCAACCGUCGUUCCUGUCAGUUCUGCCGUGCACUCAAACAAAAAUCGAAUUUAUUUCGGGAACGACGCUUCGUUUCGCUUCUCGGGGCGCUUUUUUCCGGGAGGAUUUCUUACGUGAAUUUAGUGGAUUGUGCAAGACGAUGAGCUAGAGGUCGGAGUGUGUAAUCAAUCGCGAAAAAAUGUACAUCAAAUCCAUUAUCAUCGAUGGUUUCAAAUCGUACGGCAAGCGUACCGAGAUCCAUGGCUUCGAUCCGGAGUUUAACGCCAUCACCGGGCUGAAUGGGACCGGGAAGAGCAACAUCCUGGACUCGAUCUGCUUCGUGCUGGGCAUUUCCAAUUUGGUUCAUGUUCGAGCGACGUCCCUCCAGGAGUUGGUGUACAAAAGUGGCCAGGCGGGUGUGACCAAGGCCACGGUUACGCUGGUGUUCGACAACACCGACAAGGACCAGUGCCCGCUGGGGUACGAAAAGUGUAAUGAAAUUUCCAUCACGCGUCAAAUUGUGGUCGGCGGGAAGAACAAGUAUCUGAUCAACGGAAAGACGGUCCAAAACAAGAAGGUCCAGGAUCUGUUCUGUUCGGUGCAGCUGAACGUCAACAAUCCGAACUUCUUGAUUAUGCAGGGUCGGAUCACGAAGGUGCUGAACAUGAAACCGCAGGAAAUUCUGUCGAUGAUCGAGGAAGCGGCGGGAACCAGCGUGUAUGAAGCGAAGCGAGAGCAUUCAAUCAAGCUGAUUGAAAAGAAGGAUGCGAAACUGAAUGAACUGUACACGGUUCUGCGGGAGGAGAUUGAACCGAAACUGGAAAAGCUACGGAAAGAGCGAGCACAUUACAUAGAGUAUCAGAAGAUCUGUCGAGAUAUUGAGUAUCUCACGAGGCUGUACAUAUCUCACAAGUACCUUCAGCACGUGAAAUCCGUGGAGAACUCGGAGAAAGCGAUUGCCGCUUUAAACGACGUCAUUGACGGACAUCGGAAGAAGAUUGAGGGAAACAUUGCGGAAAGCAAAGAGAUCGAGAAGAGUGCGAAGGAUUUGCAGGAGUUGAUCGAUAACGAAGGAGGGGGCGUAUUAGCGGAACUGGAAGCAGAACUAAGCGCCGAGAGUAAAAAGGAGGCAACGGCUUCGGCUGAACGUGAUAGCACCAAGGAGAAUAUUGGAGCCGAACAGAGGAAACUGAAGAAUCUGCAAAAAAGUAUUAGGGAUGAUGAAAAUGCCUUACAGAAGAAGGAAGCGGAGAUGCAACGUACGGGAGACAUGUUCCAGAGUUUGAAGGAUGCUGACGAAGCGGAUGCCAAGGCUUUUACAGAUGCGCAGAAGCGUUUCGAAGCAGUCAGUGCUGGGUUGUCCACGAACGAGGACGGUGAAGCAGCGACUUUGCAGGAUCAGCUGAUGGCAGCAAAGCAGAAAGCAGCCGAAUCAGCCACCUCCAUCAAACAAAGCGAAAUGGAAGUAAAGCAUUGUCAGCAGCUACUGAAGGAGAAGCAAGGUGACAUGAACUCCAGCGACGCCGCAUACCUCGAUGAUAAGAAGAAGCUUACCAAGGCCGAAUCUCAAAUUCAGUCCAUCACAGCGGAACUGCAGAAGAUCGACUACGAGGAAGGAACAAUCGAGCAGCUUCACGAGCGAAAGCAAGUCCUAUCCCACGAAAUUCGCAACCUCAAAGGAGAACUCGACCGAAAGAACGCCUACCGUUGGGAGUUCCAGUACCGCGAUCCGGAACCGAACUUCGACCGUCGCACUGUACAUGGCAUGGUGGCCAAACUGGUUUCCGUGCGGGACAAGAAGUACGCCCUCAGUUUGGGCACGGCCGCCGGAGGCAGUUUGUACAGUGUGGUUGUAGAUACGGACACCGUUGGCAAGAAGCUACUCCAAAAAGGUCAACUCCAAAGCCGCACCACCAUGAUCCCGCUGAACAAGAUCACCAGCCGGAUGAUCGACGCUGGAACCGUUCGGGUAGCGGACAACUUGGUGGGCAAGGGAAGGGCCGUGACGGCACUGUCCUGCAUCGGGUACGACCGGCAGCUGGAAGCGGCGAUGAAGUUCGUUUUUGGUCACUCUUUCCUGGCGGACGAUAUGAAUGUGGCCAAGCAGGUAACCUACCACCCGCAGAUUAUGUCCCGCUCGGUGACGUUGGACGGGGAUGUGGUGGAUCCAAGCGGUACGCUUUCCGGUGGUGCGAAAGCUAAGGGCGCUGUGGUACUGCUCGAGGUGGAAGAGAUCAAUCAGAUCCAGAAGCUGCUGGCACAGAAAGAGGCCGAGUACCAGCAAGUGUGCGCUGAGAUCAGCAAACUGGAACGUGUCGCUCACCGAUACAAUCAACUCAAGGAGCAGUUGGAUAUGAUGAACUACGAGAUCAAGACUCUGCAGCAGCGUCUCGCGCAAACCUCCUAUCAACAGGCACAGCAGGAAAUCGAAGAGCUGAAGGCGAAAGUUGAAACCCUGAAGCAAACCAUGGUGGACGCCCGUCAAGCGCAAACACAGGCGAAUGCCAAAGUGAAGGACAUAUCGGCGAAAAUCGCCGACAGCAAGGGACAUCGCGAACGCGAACUGAAAGCCGCUGAAGACGAGCUCAAACGAGCAAAAAAGAAGAGCGAUGAAAGCCGCAAAAACUGGAAGAAACACGAACAAAGUUUCGAAACGCUGCGGUUGGAAAUCGAAGAGCUGCAAAAGGGUAUUGCCGCGGCAAAAGAGCAGGCCACCAAACUGGAAGAGACCAUCGCGGAGUUGCAGCAGAAGCUUCAAGCGGCGAGCGAAAACAGCGCAGACAUGAACAAAGCGGUGGCGGCCGUUAAGCAGAAGAUCAAGGAACACAAGGACAAGAUCAACAGCCAGAACAAAGAGUUGAAGGCGAAGUACCAUCACAGGGAUAAGCUGCUGAAACAGAACGAAGAGAUGGAGCUGGACAUCAAGAAGAAGGAAAAUGAGAUCCAGAAGGUUCGGAAUGAGAACAAGGAUGGGUACAAUAAGAUCAGCGGGCUGGAGGAAAAGUAUCCUUGGAUCAGCGAGGAUAAGGAGUUUUUCGGUGUAAAGAACACGCGGUACGAUUACAAUAAGGAAGACCCUCAGGAGGCGGGUCGGAAACUUAACAAACUGCAGGACUCGAAAGAAAAGAUGAGUAGAAACAUCAACCAGAAGGCGAUGGUUUUGCUCGAGCGAGAAGAAGAGCAAUACAAGGAGGUGAUGCGUCGCAAGCAAGUAGUCGAGGAUGACAAGAAGAAAAUACAGAAAAUUAUCACCGAUCUCGACGAGGAAAAGAAGAAACAACUGAAAGUCGCCUGGACCGAAGUCAACGAAAACUUCGGAAGCAUUUUUAGCACCCUUCUCCCAGGAACCCAAGCCCAGCUGAAGCCUCCGGACGGAGUUGACUUCAUGAAAGGUCUCGAGGUGAAAGUCGGCUUCAACGGCAUGUGGAAGGAAUCUCUCACGGAAUUGAGCGGUGGUCAGCGAUCUUUGGUGGCCUUAUCCCUCAUUCUGGCCAUGUUGAAAUACAAACCCGCUCCGCUGUACAUCCUGGACGAGGUGGAUGCCGCCCUGGAUCUUUCCCACACACAAAACAUCGGCAACAUGCUGAAGGCGCACUUUACCAACUCGCAGUUCAUCAUCGUGUCGCUCAAGGACGGUAUGUUCAACAAUGCCAACGUGCUGUUCCGGACCAAAUUUAUCGACGGAAUGUCCGGGGUUACGAGGACGGUCAAUGUGGCACACGCCAAGGCCAAAGCGGCCGGAAGGUGAGACAU
Aedes albopictus (Asian tiger mosquito) is the source of this 3892-nucleotide messenger RNA. RefSeq names its product structural maintenance of chromosomes protein 2 (gene SMC2). The record is from RefSeq and is a predicted model, not a curated record. Lineage: Eukaryota; Metazoa; Arthropoda; Insecta; Diptera; Culicidae. Gene Ontology annotation, biological process: chromosome organization. Gene Ontology annotation, cellular component: chromosome. Bases 339 to 3887 code for a protein of 1182 amino acids. The transcript is spliced from 4 exons. Gene Ontology annotation, molecular function: protein binding; ATP hydrolysis activity; ATP binding.